Molecule: messenger RNA, 1509 nt
Organism: Plenodomus lingam JN3
Lineage: Eukaryota; Fungi; Ascomycota; Dothideomycetes; Pleosporales; Leptosphaeriaceae
Biological process (GO): proteolysis
Molecular function (GO): protein binding; metalloexopeptidase activity
Source: RefSeq, a predicted model, not a curated record
AUGUCAUAUGUAUACACAAGCCUGCUACUCCUAGCUGAGGUCUGCGAACCAAAGAUGCUGCCAACAUUUUGCACAUUCGCACUCUGUGCAGUUCCACCCUUACGAUCUGCAACUGCCUCGCCGAUCCAUACACAUUAUCCCCACGCCUUUCCAGACACGGCACAAUGGCCAUUGGCCAGAGUCGGGAAAGCACUGGAGCAACAGCUCCCCGGUGAAGAUCUCCAAGCCAUCAUCUCGGAAAUAUCACAGGCAAACAUCGAAGCCACCAUCCGGAAGCUCGCAUCCUUUGGCACGCGCCACACGCUGUCUAGCCAGACUGACCCCGAACGAGGCAUUGGCGCAGCAAGAACAUGGCUGACUGCAAAGUUCCAAGAGGCAGCAGAUGCGAGCGAAGGAAGGAUGACGGUUGAUUGGAAUAGUUUCAUCAAAUAUCCUGGCGACAACGAGCGUAUCAUCUUUCCCGUCAACAUAACGACUGUCGUGGCUACACUGAAAGGAAGCGAGGACCCAGAGCGGCUCUAUGUUACAGGAGGUCAUUAUGAUUCCAGAAACAGUAAUCCCAUUGACUAUCAGGGUGAUGCUCCGGGCGCUGUCGAUGAUGCUUCUGGCGUCGCAGUCUCUCUCGAACUCGCACGCAUCUUUGCUAGGUACAGGCCCAAAGCCUCCAUUGCCUUCACCGCUUUUGCAGGGGAAGAGCAAGGCCUUCUCGGUGCAGAGCACCUGGCCCAAACCUACAAGAACAAUUCAGCCAACGUCGCUGGAAUGAUCAACCUCGACAUGGUAGGCAAUUCAAAGGCCGAAGAUGGUACGUCUGACCCGAAUAACAUCAGACUGUUCUGCCAGGGCACUCCCCUGACCGAGGACGACACAUCCGCCAUCUCUCGUGUCAGCAUUGGCGGCGAAAAUGAUAGCCCCGCGCGGAACUUGGGCCGACACAUCUAUGAAGUCGCCUCCAAUGCCUUCACCGAAAUGACAGUCCGUCUCGUAUACCGUCUCGACCGCUACUCUCGCGGAGGUGACCACCGACCUUUUCUCGAAGCCGGGUACACCGGUGUACGCUUCGUCCAGCCCAACGAAGACUAUACGCAACAGCACCAGAACGUCACUGUGCGCGCUGGCAAGCAAUACGGCGACUUGGUGGAGUGGUUAGACUUUGAGUACAACACGCGCGCUGCAAAGGUCGUUGCAAGUACAAUGUGGAGUCUUGCCAAUGCGCCUGAUAUUCCCCGAAAUGUCGGUAGCAAUGUCACUACUAGCGACAAUUUUAGUCAGUUCAAGUGGGAGGCGCCGGUAGGACUACCGCCCGAGGGGUAUGAGAUUGUGUAUCGUGAGACGAUUGAGCCGCAUUGGACGAGUGUGAUUGAGGUGGGCAAUGUGCAGUGGUACAAUCUGACAAGUGCAACGAUUCACAAAGAUAACGUGAUAUUCGGGGUCAGGAGCGUGGGAGCUGGAGGGUACAGAAGUCCUGCGGUAUUGCCGUUCCCGUUCGGGUGCACAAGGAACUGCUAG